UUACAGAUGAAUUCGUAUGGAUAGGUGCCGGGAGUUGGAUUUAUCGUUUUAAGGUGUAGAUUAGUGGUUGUAUUGUGGCAGUGGUCAGAUAAUAUGUAAUGAUAAAUGGGUCAUGUCGAACUAUCUCUUUAGUCUGUUUAAUCUGAAAACUUUUUCUUUUGUUUCAACGCCACAAAUGUUGUUUGGGUAAUGCCAUCUAAUCAGCCAGACUGCCUUACUUCAUUAGUUUCCUACGUUCCUCAGUUAAAUUUUGGCUUCAAUUUACCCUCAACAGCAGCUGUAAAUCAAUUGGGAAUUCCUGCUGCAAACCAGGAGCAGCAAUCAAUCCCAACCCCUGCUGAAUCAUUAACAUUUUUGGAAACUGUUAGCACACGAGUUAACUGUAACUGCAAGUGCAUUCCUCAAUUACAAACUUCUUCACAACCCCUUCGUUCUGCCUUGAAGAAGACAUUUAACACUAAACCGGGGAACAAAGUUGAUGAGGAAUGUAAAAAUACUGAGAAAGGUUGCGAAGAAAAGCGAAUUUUGGUUUCUAAGCGCCCUACUGAGAUAAUAGCAAAAGCAGAAAAACAUCAGCAACUUCCUGCACGAUUAUUACAAAGAAAGAAGACAGUAGCAUUCGGAAGGACUGUGAACGUGUCACAAACAAUAGAGGGUACAUCAAAAACACAUCGAAAGUUUUUGGUUGACUCAAACCCUCAGAAAAAGAUAUUUCCUAAAAUGGCUAUGGAUAGUCGAAGUGAGCGACUUUUGGAUGAGUUUGAAAAGUUAAAAGAAAAAGUGCGCGAAAUGCAAUCAAAAAUCGAUGAACUGACAGUGAGAGAUUCAGAAAGAAGUGGUCAAUUCUUGAAAUUAACAGAAGCGAUGAAGAAAAUGCUGGAUGGUUCGGCACAAUUUAACAAUUUGUCCAGUAAUAGUAACGAGAAUUCCAAAAGAUGUGGAAAAAGAUUUGAAACAGAAAUGCGUUGUCAUGGCAAAGAAAAUAUACCCCCUGACGAGAUAUCUGUAGCAGGACAUAUCACUGAAGGUGCAGCACAUGGAGAACUUUUUGCGGAAUCGGUGAAUAGGAAAAAAACUAUUGGCGGUCCAUCCGAGGAAGAUCCUAAAUGGACAAUAAUGAAACGAAAAUAUGCUGAAAACGAAGAAUUCAAACGUUUGGUUGAUGAAGCUAUCAUGAAAUGCGGAGGAGACGAAAGUCUGGACAUUUUCGCAUCUCACCAAAACAAAGGAGAUAUUGGAAGAGUUCCAUCGCGACGGCAUGAGAAACCACAGCCUAUUUCACCUGUGAUUAGAAGUACCACACGAGUUACGAAACAGAUGACGGUUGAACAAAUUCAGCGCUGUGAAAAUUCGCCUGCGUCAUGUGCUUUUUCUUAUGAUUCCAAGAAGUAUUUGGCAAGGCAUGGCAUUAUUCCUGCGCUUAGUGACGAUGAUGAGGUAGAGCACAAUAUGGAGUGCGGUAAACGAUUAAAUCCAUCCAUGCAGUCCUUUUAUUAUCCGGGAGAUUCGGUGACUUACUAUUCCAAAAAUAUCAAGUGUAGCAACAUGCCUUUAAAAGAUAACUCUAAGAAUGAUUAUCGAGAGAAAAGAUGUCAUCAUAAGGAGGAAAGAACACCACGAUUUUUUGAUGAAGCAAAUUACCAGAUGGAUCAGUUUGACAGCGAUGAUGAUGAGGAUGUGAAUGAUAUGAUUGAAAUAAGUGAUGGAUUGGGAGUUGAGGAUCACUGUGGAACCGGCAUAAUGAUGCGUUUACCCCAUGACAAGAAAGGAUGGAGAGGCUCGGCACACAGCGGUUUUCGGCAUCAGAAGAACGAUGGCAUGUGUCAAUAUACGAAGCAGCGACUGAAUAAGUCCGCUUGGGAUUAAUUUCAACUUUUUUUUUCUAAAGAUUUAUCUCAAAGACUUUUUCAUUAUAUCGUUGCUCUAACAGAUGUUCGGGAAUAAUUCUACAAUCUCUUAUUCUGCUUCAUCAUAUCAUUAUUCGUGAGCUACAGAAGAGAGUUGAAAUAAGUUUUUAGGCUUAUUGCAAUAUUAAUGUAAUCAUUUUUUAGCGUUAACUUUUGCACUCACUGUUUUCGUAAAAUUUGAGUUAAAUUCAUGAUAUCUGUUUUGUUCAAAUCUUCAAACAUCUAAAAUAAUGUUGGUACUAGCAAUGUCUUUUGAUUUCCUUUUCCAAAAUGGUUCCAAAAACUUACUAAUGGAAGCAUUGGAUUUUCUUGAUGUUCAGCUGAAAAUCAAGAGCUUGGUGUCAUUUAGUGCUUGUAUCCGUCUCACUUAUUUUUUAUAUGCCUUCGGUGUUGGUGUGUGUGUUAUUUUGAAUCCAAUGGCGCUCUUGUCAUUUAGAAGUACAAAUAAAAAGUGGAAGAUUUUCUUUAUUCCUUUGAGUUUUUAUUCAUUCAUUUGACAUUAGCUUCCAGAAAUCCACGUCCUGCAUAUCACAGCAUUUGGACAGUUGUUUUGCUUGAUUUUCAGAUGAAGUAAACGCUUUGGUUUUAUCACA
This is a messenger RNA of Loa loa (African eye worm), 2500 nucleotides long. RefSeq lists its product as hypothetical. The coding region runs from base 190 to 1866 and encodes 558 amino acids. The record is from RefSeq and is a predicted model, not a curated record. NCBI's taxonomy places the organism in Eukaryota, Metazoa, Nematoda, Chromadorea, Rhabditida, Onchocercidae. The transcript has 12 exons.